Rubroshorea leprosula is the source of this 1702-nucleotide messenger RNA. The record is from the annotation of a GenBank genome assembly. NCBI's taxonomy places the organism in Eukaryota, Viridiplantae, Streptophyta, Magnoliopsida, Malvales, Dipterocarpaceae.
GAAGCACUCAGCGGAAACUUUUUGGUUUCUUCUUCAGUUCUUCCCCCUUUCAGUACGUCUGCUGAAUAAGGAGGAGCGAUGGCGGCUCUGCAAUACCUCGAAUCUCUACGAGAGUCGCACCCGGAGCUUUCCGAUUGGUACAAUUGCCUGGCAGAUCUGUACCAGAAGAAGCUCUGGCACCAGCUCACUCUCAAGCUCGAACAGUUCAUUGCUCUCGCCAUCUUCCAGGCUGGAGAUGCUCUGAUACAACUAUAUCAUAAUUUCAUCACAGAUUUUGAGACCAAAAUCAACCUUCUAAAGCUUGCCCAUUUUGCUGUUAUAGUUUCUCGCCAAUACUCAGAGAAAGAAGCUGCUAUUAGCUAUCUUCAAGGCGUCAUUGAAAAACUUCAAGCUACUAGAGAGCAACGCAUAGAAGAGCCAAUUCUUUACAUUAAGAUGCAAAUUGGUAUCUUCAAGCUUGAGCAAGGUGACCAAAAAGAGUGCAAGAAACUUGUUGAAGAUGGAAAGAGUACACUUGAUAGUAUGACCGAUAUCGAUCCAUCUGUUUAUUCAAGCUACUAUUGGGUUUCAUCCCAAUAUCAUAAGUACCGCCAAGAAUUUGCUGAGUUUUAUAAGAAUGCUCUUCUUUAUUUGGCAUACACAUCAGUGGAUUCUCUUUCAGAUUCAUUUAAACUGGAUCUGGCAUCUGAUCUUUCCCUUUCUGCUCUGCUGGGGGAUAACAUCUACAACUUUGGAGAACUGCUUGCUCAUCCUAUUAUAAAGAGCCUUCUAGGAACCAGGGUUGAGUGGCUCUACUAUGUUCUCGAGGCUUUCAACUCUGGUGAUUUGGUUCGCUAUCAAGAGUUAUGUCAUGUGCACGAUGCUGCUUUGAGGGCCCAGCCUGCAUUACUUGAGAAUGAGCAGAAGCUUCUGGAAAAAAUUAAUAUUCUCUGCCUGACAGAAAUCAUCUUCAGCCGGCCAUCUGAAGAUCGGACAAUCCCCUUGUCUAUCAUUGCUGAGCGCACAAGGCUCUCAAUCGAGGAUGUGGAGCAUCUUCUGAUAAAGAGCCUGUCUGUUCAUCUUAUCGAGGGUAUAAUUGAUCAAGUUGAUGGAACGGUUCAUGUGUCCUGGGUGCAACCAAGAGUGUUGGGGAUUCCCCAGAUCAUAUCAUUGCGUGAUCGGUUGGAUAAUUGGAUGGGCAGAGUGCACACUGCUUUGUCUUCCAUCGAAGCUGAAACACCAGAUCUUGUUGCAUCAUAGUUUUGUUAUAGUUCCUUUCUGCCCAAUUGUAACAAUUUCUUCAUUGGAUAAUUCGAAGAGGCAAUGGUUAGCAAAGAGGAGAAAGAGACUAAUCUAAGUUGUGUGGGCGGUAGAGCCAGCUUUGUAUGCUUCCUUCAGAUAUUGAGUUAUCGUUUUCUCGAAUCCUUUUCUCUAAAGGAGCAGCUACCAUGUACUUCACUUUUGGCAUUUAUGAUGCUCAAGGAUCUGGAAAAUCAGAAGCAACAUCCUUUUACCCUAUUUAUUGAACUGCAUUUGAAAUUUCAAUUAGAGAUCCACUAUUGUGGGAGUAUUCUUUCUCGUACAUGUGUUUGGUUACUGGGAAUUUUCAUAGAAAAUUUAUUCCCCUCUCCCAUGAAUGUCAGUCUAAAUCUUUGCAUGUCCAAAAAUCCACUAGAAAGUGCUUCCCUUCCCCUCAUCUUCCUAGGAAGUGCUGUAAUGGAGG